Dunckerocampus dactyliophorus (ringed pipefish) is the source of this 3630-nucleotide messenger RNA. RefSeq lists its product as uncharacterized. NCBI's taxonomy places the organism in Eukaryota, Metazoa, Chordata, Actinopteri, Syngnathiformes, Syngnathidae. The transcript is spliced from 2 exons. The coding region runs from base 87 to 1382 and encodes 431 amino acids. Gene Ontology annotation, cellular component: nucleus. Gene Ontology annotation, molecular function: DNA binding. The record is from RefSeq and is a predicted model, not a curated record.
UACGUGAUUAAUUUCCGGGUUAGAAGCGACACUUGCGGAACAAACAGUAUUACUUGCAGUACGCUCACUCAUCUAAAAUAUGAAAAAUGCCGUCAAGAAAUCAUCUUGACAAAGUUGGAAGGAAGAAGAAAAAGAAAUGGACAGAGGAGGCUAUGGAACGUGCACUGAUUGAGGUGAAGUCGGGGAGAUGCACUGUAAGACAGGCUGCAAAGCAGUUUGGAGUCCCAAAAUCAUCACUUGGUGACCGGGUCAGUGGACGGGUGACACCGGGGAGCCGCAGUGGGCCUGCUCAGCUCAUAACAUCCUCUGAUGAGGAACUGUUGGUGGAGUUCUCUUUAUACAUGUCCAAGCAUGGAUUCCCGCUUACUAAGCAGCAGCUAGUGUCAUUUGCAUCUUCCAUUUACAAGCGUCAACACAGGAGGGUCGCCUUUUCUAAACUGGGUCAAACAUGGUGGCUGAACUUUAGAAAACGCCAAGAAAAGAAUAUUAGCAUUCAACCUGCUGAUAAUGUUGUCCGUGGGAGGACAGUUCAUGUUCGAAAAGAAGAGGUGGAUCAGUUUUUCCACCUCCUGAGCACUGUUGUCGAAGCUCACGCAUUGGGAGACAAGCCUCACCAGAUCUGGACCUGCAGCGAGAUGGAUUUUCAGCUGGCUCGGAAGAGGGUGAUUCUCCCCAAAGCUAACAGUCUUGGUUGCAAGUUAGCCCCAGCGACCAGGGACUACAUCUCUGUCCUCGCUUGCUUUAACGCCGUCGGGAAGGACAUUCCCCCGUUUAUUGUCUUCUCCAAAGCAUACCCAGGAGGGGUUUGCUACAAGACACAAGGACCACCAGACGCCCUCUAUGGAUGGUCAGACUCGGGAUGCGUCACCUCUGAGCUUUUCAAGAAGUGGUUCCUCCGACACUUCCUUGUGUAUGCACCCAAGGAGCGUCCACUGCUGCUCGUUUUCCAGGGACACAAGUCACCCGUCAACCUGGAGGUAGUGGAGGCCGCUCGUAAGGAGGAUGUCGUCCUUCUGUGCCUGCCGCCUCAUUGCUCUCCCAACCUGCAGCCCUUGGAUGCGGGCCUGUGUCCGCUCGUCAGAAAGCGCUUUUCAACCCUCUUAGGUGACGCGACCACCACUGAUGCCACUCUCUUUGCGGUCAGCAAGAAGGACUUCUCUGGUGUGUUCAAGGGGGCGUAUCAGGUGGCUAAAGAGGAUGAGGGGGUCAGGAUAGUCAAGGAAAGUUUUAGGAAAUGUGGCAUCUACCCCCUAAGCCACUUUGUGGCCAACGAGGUCCAUUUAAUGUCACAACACAGCGUGGACCCUACAGAUGGAGCAGCAUUGUCCAUGCCAGCUCAGCAUGUUGUAGGGGGUUUCAAUGCACCUGGUCCUUCUGCCUGACUAUGUCACAGUCCCCCACCCCCAAGCCCCAUUUUUGCUUAAUAUCAAGAUUUUUAUAUCUUAUGUGUGAAUGCUAUGCAACAAGACAAGGGAAAGCCCCAUAAAAUAACCCACCCAUCUUCUAUGACGCUUAUUCUCACUACUGUCACGGGAGUAUGCUGGAGCUUCUCCCAGCUGAUUUAGGGCGAGAGGCGGGGUACACCCUGGACUGUCCAAUCACAAUCACAGGGCGCAUGUGAACAAACAACCAUUCACACUCACAUUCAUACCUAUAGACAAUUUAGAGUCUCCAAUUAAACUAAAAUGCAUGUUUUUUGAUUCCACGCAAAGAUGCCCAACGGAGAUUCAAACCGAGAUCUUCCAGAUCUCCUGACUGUGUUGCCAACACCAUGUGGCCCCAUAAAAUAGCCAAGGUCAUUUAUUGUGUUAAAUUCUGAUUGAUUUUCUUGGAGAUAUACAACAUAUUUUCACAGAAAUCAUUCUAGGUUCCUACUUCUUUGAAAGAAACUACAGAUGGAACAACUGUAAGUGGACAUAUGAUAGCCAGCAUGGACUAUAGUACUGGCACACCUGGCCACUACACUUACAGGAAGUGGAAAUAGAAAGAAAAUAUCAGUUAGUGUCCCCCUUCCACCUGUAACUGUGUCUAUCGUGUGUAUGGGAUUUUUGUCUGUUCAUCCAGAAGAACAUUUGUGGGGUCAGAGGGCCUGCUGGCUCGCCGUGUCCAUUGUAGUUCAUCCCAAUCUGUUUGAUGGGCGAGUUUUUCCACACAAAAAACUUAUCCAACCACAUUUUUAUGGACCUUGCUUUAUACGCUGGGGCACUAUUCUCAAAAAGAACAGCAGAAAAUUGUCCAAAAUGUCUUCAUUUAUGGGGUACACAGUCCCUUAAUUGAUUAACAGUAUCAUCUCAACAUCUUUGUCCAUUAUAGUAUAUUUGGGAAGACACUAAAUUUGUACAGGAAGUGGCACAAUGAGGAGGGUGGCGUUAUUCCUUCCCACUCAGCAUGCGAGUGGUGUGGUUUCAAACCAUAUCUCUUUUGUUAUUGCACCAACUCACAUGAUAAACCUUUUUUUUAACCUUAAUAAAUUGCCUUCAUGUGUACUGUAGACCUUUGUCACUCGAUGCGGUGUAUGAAAUUCUUAAAAUGACCCAUUCAGGAAAGUUGUAAUGUUUCCUGUUUAUAAGAUAAAAAUGAUUUUGCAGCAUAAAUGUUUCCAUCAGGUGAUUUUUGUAUAGUUUACAAACAUAAAAAUUAACAGCGCAUGAUCAGAGCUGCUAUUUGCACUGCUCAAAUAUGUCCCAGAUGGCAAUUUGUCACAGAAGCUGUUACGUCAUUUAUUUAUUUUCUGACACAGGAAGACUUACUGACUGCUCUUCAUAUUAGCAUUUUAUCAACACAGAGUUGUUGAAUUAACCGACAACAUUGACCACGUAGAGUCCCUUUAGUCCCUAAACGUUCUCAGAUAUCAGAAUUAAAUUAAUAGCCUUUUUGUGGGUAUCUCAACUGUAAUGGUUUAGUUAUUAUUAUGUGGACUCAGUCUAAAUGAAUUGUACACGUUCACAGUUAACAAAACUAGUUAUUACAUCAAAAAUGAGAUUAGAUUAGCUCGUCAGAUUAGAUGGUGGAGCGCAUGUGCCGUAAACUUUUACCUUUCGACAUGCUGCGGAAAUUCUCAGACGAUGAUGAGAUGCGAUGACAUGUACUCAAAAUCUGUGAAUGCUUGCACUAAAGCAUGAAACCAACCAUUUCUUCUCCCGCUCAUUAUUUCAUUUUUGGGGUCAAGCAAGGUUAAAAGUGCCAACUCCACAAAUACGCACUUUUCCGAUGAAAAAUAAUUCCAUGUAUCUCAGGACUAUGUUGACGUCACAUUUACUGUUUACACUUUCACACUCAGCAUCUUGCCUGUCUUCACUUUGCGCUCCUGUUAACAUUUUAAUCCACCCUCAGUUUUUAAUCUUGUUUGAUGAAUCUCUCCGGAGAUGUGCCGGCACCAAUUACUUUGCUCAGAUUCAUCAUACUGCGGAAAUUAAAGCAAUCAAGACUGUGUAACUAGUCUUAGACAGGUUACUUUUACCCUACUGGUGAUGUGUUAGAGUAAUUGUGCUUCUCACAUUCUCUAAAUUCAACGCUCUUGACAAAGUGCAUUAUCAAUAAUAAUCACAGAUGUAUAAAAUGUAGUGGAACAACCGCUACAUAAUUUACGUAGAAUUCUUGUUUUGAGGAAAGAAUAUUUGUCGACCGAGU